AUGUCAUCAGAUUCUGCAGAUCCUUUCUACUGGAUGGGAGUUAUUCUUGCAUCCAACAGAGGAACUUUAAUGCAAUUGGGUAUCUCCCCAAUUGUAACAUCUGGUUUGAUUUUGCAGUUGUUAGCUGGAGCCAAAAUCAUUGAAGUUGGAGAUACACCCAAAGACCUUAAUAUGCAGCUGGGUGACAUCAUGCAGAAUGUGCAGUAGAUAAUAAUAAAUCACUAUACUAUGGAUGAGAAUGUGCACUCUGGAAGGAAAAUAUCCCUUACAGAACAUAAGAAAUAGAGAGCAAGUUUGCUGGAGAAAAUAGUUACUUGUGCCAAGACUGCUGAAAUUAAAGAAAAGACUCUUGUCUACAUUCUGGCCUGGUUGGAAGAAUGGAAUGUCAUUUUGUCUGAGAUGACUACAAUUGAUAUUGAUGAACACCACCACUGUAUAGCACAAAUGGUGAUGUUACCAGAAACGCUCAAAGCUAUCGAGAGCAAUGUCAAGCUACUGAGCAGAAUUAGUACAUUUGAAGAAAAGAAGAAACAAAAGAAAAAACGAGCAUCUAGAGGUUCUCUAUGGAAAUCUUGGAUAGAAAGUGUUAUACAGCGACCUGCAACAGCUCAUGCUUUAAGACCAGAUCAGAUGAUUAGUGAUCAAUUUGCAACAAAUACAAAGGUUUCAGAAAUCCAAGAUAUGCUACAGGAACUCAAAGAUACUGCAGUGUUCAAUAAAUUGGAAAACAAUGCUAUUAAAUAUAUGUCAUCAACAAUAGAAAACCUUUCGAAAGCUCUGAGUACACUAAAUGAUGAAGUGAAAGGUAUUAACCUCCAAAGUGCCAAUAUGUAUACAAAUGAGACAAGUGAAAGAGAAAAAGAGAUUUCCCUGAAGAUAAUACAAGAUCUCAGUAAAAAAAAAAAUGAAAUGCUUCAGCAGAAACUUCAAGAAGCAGAAGAAACAUAUACACACCUUGUUCAUCCAAGCGUAGAACACCAAGCACUGCCCACACCAACAAUGAGAGUGUCACCCGAGCCCUCCCCACAGUUAGCCAUCAGCCAAGCUGACACAUUAGACAGUGUAGACAGUAUUUUGGCCAAAGAAUUUGAAAUUGUUGUAGAUGAGGCCCCCCAAAAAGGGACCAAAGCCUUGGGGAUCAAGUGGGACUCAUCUCCUUCAUACACAGCCCAAGGUGAGACCAUUUCAGAUAUAACUGACCAGCAAUACCCUUUACCUGAAAAAAAACAGAAAAAGUCUUCUGAAGAGAUCACUGAAGAUAUCAUUAUAGAUAAGAUAUCAGCGAAGAAAGGCGGUGCCUUUCAGAAAGAUGGGACUGAUCGGUACCAAUCCCAGGAAGGAAAGCGCACAAAAGGCCCAUAUGUGCAGGAGACCUCUGAAUCAAAUGUGAAUGAUGAUAAAGGUAAACAGAAAGUCACAGGGACCAAACUUGAUCACCACUUUGAAAUACAAGCACUGAAAAGAAAAGAAAUAAAAUCCUUUUCUGAAAGCAAAUCAAAGUCACUCACUGAAUCAAAAAGUCAACAUUUUCCUUCUGAUUUCCCUUCUGACACAAAGAGCCAAGGUGGCAAAAGUGGAACCAGUAGUAUAUGGGAAAGACUCAGGAAAGCCAAACUUCAAUAUUCACAUAGCAAAAGUCAAAUUUCUUCAGAGAAUAAAGAGGAACUCAUCAUUGAGUCAAUGGACGAAGAAGGCAGAAGUGAGAUGAGUAGCCAAGCGGAGCCAUCCAGGUUGAGCCAACUUGAUUAUUCCUCUGAGAAAAUGAAAAUAAAAGGAAAGAAACACCAAAUCUCUCCAGGAACCAUUAUAAGCAAAGAAGAAAAAACUGAAGAGAAGGAUAUGUCAGUCUUCGCCAUGAAAGUCAAGUCUCUUGAACUUGUUAAAUCACAGUCUAGGAUAACUAAAGAGACUUCAGGAAUUCCAGAUGGCAAAAGAGAACAGAGUAACCUAGAAGAAUUUCAGAAAGCCAUAGUGUCAUUCCUAAAAGAGAAAAUUGAUAACAUAGGAAAGCCUUUGGAUAAAAAGACUAGGUCAAAAAAAAAAAAAAAAAAAAAAAAAGACUGGUCAAAAGAAGAGUUAUUAUUAAAAAGAGCAGAAGUUGAAAAAUUAGGAAUCAUAAAGGCAAAAAUCGAGGAAUAUUUCCAAAAAGUGGCUGAAACUGUGACAAAAAUCUUGAGAAAAUACAAAGAUAUAAAAAAUGCAGGAUAAAUUGGAGAGAAACCUAUGAACUAAAAAAAGGUGGUCUCAUUUAUGCCAGAAUUGCAUUUUCAGAAGCAGAUUAGUGCAAAGUCAGAAAUUAGCACCUUACUUUCACAGGAGAGCCUUGGCCCACUAACUGACAAUUUAAUACAAAUGAUCUUGGCUGAAAUAGAAAGUGAAAGGGAUGUUCCUGUAGCCUCAACAGUAGGGAAAGACCAUAAGGAGAAGGAAAAACAAAGGCUAGAAGAAAGGAGCUAUGAGAUGAUAAAUAAGAAUUUGGAAAAGGAAGAGGCAUGGCUCCCAAUGAAGGAGGGAAAGCGAGGGCAACAGAAGCAGAAACAGUGGCAGGAAGAAGAGGUGUGGAAGGGACAGCAAAAACAGAGGAUGCAAAAGCAGAUUGAGCCAGAUGAGAAGCAAAAGAAAAGGGAAGAGGAGAAAGAAGGGCAUCAGAAGUCAAAGCAGCAGCAGCUGGAAGCAUGGAAGCAAAAAAUGAAAGAACAAGGAGUGCCCUUGGAGAAGGAGAAAGGACAGCAGAUGAUGCAGGUUCAGAAGGAAGUGAGAUAUCUGGAGCAAGAAAGCAGUUGGGAGAGAGAGGAGGAGAAGCAGAAGCCAAGGAGAAAGGUAGAGGACCAUGAAAGGUGGCAGAGCACACCAAAAGACGCAUUGCAGUUACACCAAAGAAGAGAGUUCAAUGGGAAUCUUAAGAAAUUAGAGAAUCUGGCUGAUGGAAAGCACCCCAUACCGAUCAUUCCUCCCAUCUCUACACAAUCUUCCUCACCAGGAGCCUUUUCUAUUUCUGGACAGUCUCCCACGAAGUCCAUUACUCUUACCCCUCAGCAGACCCAGGCAAUGGAAAUUGACCUCACCCCUGAAGAGGCCAAGGCACUGGGAAUCACUCCCACCUCCCAUCAGGUUCAGGAAUUGGGGGAAACCCCUACUCCUAAGAUGUCUCAAGGUUUGGGAGCAGCCCACACACCUGAGCAGGCCCAUGCACUGAGGGUCACUCUUACCCCUCAGCAAGUCCAGGCAUUGGGGAUAACUCUCACCCAUGAGCAGGCCCAGACACUGGGGAUUCAUGUCACCCCUGAACAGGCCCAGGCACAGGUGGUCCCCCAUGUCACUGCUCAGCAGACCCAGGAACUGGGGAUCACUCUCACCCCUCAACAGGCCCAGGGACUGGGGAUCCAUGUCACCCCUCAGCAGGCCCAGGACUUGGGGGCCCCUUUCACUUUAGGACAGGCUCAAGCAUUGGGGGUUUCUCUCUCUCCAGAACAGUUUGAGGAAUUAGGAGUUCCUCCCACCUCAGAUAACAACUAUACCUUAGAAUCUCCCCACAUCCCAGAACAAAUCCAACAUUUGGGAGCCCCUUUCACCCCAGGACAGGCCCAGUCCAUGGGUAUUACUCUCAGGUCUGAGCAGGACCUAAAAUUAGGAGCUCUUCUUAUCAAUGAGCAGUCCUUACCACACAGGGCUGGUCCUCCUUCAAGACAUACUCUGGAAGUUGGGAUCUUUUCCAUUACUGAUAAAUCUAUCACAACACGUGCUCCUCACAUUCCUAAGCAGUCCCCAGUAUCAUCUGCUCCUGUUGCUGAGAAGUCCCCUAUAUUUGAGGUCUCUUCUACUCCUUUGCAGAUAUCAAGGUCUCCUCUUACACAAGCGCCCUUUGUCCCUGGGAAAUCCUUGGGAAUGAGGAUUCCUUCAGAACCCAGGAAGCUCCUGGCACCACAGACUUUUCCUUCCUCUAGACAGACCCCAGUUUCUAAGGGUCAAUCCACCUCUGUUCGGUUCCCAGCUCCAGUCCCCAGUCCAAUAUCUGGGCCCUCUCCCACUCCAGGACAGCUCCUUAUAUCUGGAGUCCCAGCCACGUCUGCACAGAUUCCCAGUAUCUGGGCUCCUUUCUCUCAUGGGAAGUGCUUGGCUCCUGGGGCUUCUUCCACCCCUGAGGAACUCUUGGAAUCUGGACCCUUAACCCUCUCUGAGCAGCCUCAGGCAUGCCAGACCUCUGCCACCCAUGAGCAAUCUCCCUAUCUACAAGCCCCUUCUACCCUUAGGCAGCAUCUGUCACCAUGGACCCUUCUUGGGCAAGCUUGCCCACUAUGGAUCCCUCCCACCCUGGGCAGCCCUACACUAUGGGCUCCCUCAACCCCUGGAAAGCCCCAGAAAAAUUUGUCCUCUCCUGUCUCUAAGAAAAGUAAGGAAAGAUUGUCAAUUAUUUCUUCUCUGAAACCUGAAACAGCAUUGGUCCAUCCCAGUGCUCCAAGUUUCAAGGUACCUCAAGCCCCUUUCACCACUAAGAAGUUCCAAAUAUCAGAGGUCUCUGACACUUAUGAAGAAAUCCAGAGACCCCCCCGAGAUCCUUUUGCUACGGAACAAUUUAGAACAUUUAAGUCCUAUCUCACUGAUUACAGGACACCAGUAUCCCAAACCCCUUACAUUGAUGAGGGGGCCCUUCCUACUCUCAUUAAGCCUGUAAUAUCACUACCUUCUCUUACUACCAAAACAUCACAGAGCUCACCUUCUGAAUGGAACCAGAAAUCCCGAUUUCCCCCUAUAGAUAAGCCCUGGAUACUGACCUCACUUUCAGGUACCCAGAAAACCAAGAUGAUGGUGCCCACUUCCUAUCCCCAAGAGCUCAAAGAACAGAACUAUUUUGUUGAUGUGGAGGCUCAGCGGAAGAACCUGAUUCUCUUAAAUCAGGUGACAAAAGCUUCUAUACUCCCUUCACAACUACACACAACAGCUAGGAAUCUCAUAAUUGAGACACUUCAUACGGACAAAGUUCGGCUGGGAUACCUAUUCCACAAGUACAUUGCCUAUAGGCUGAUCCAGUGUGCAAGAAACAACAUAAUUAAAUGGUUACAAGCCAUCCAGAAUACUGGGAGAGGUUAUGAGACCCAGAACCUCUACAUAAUGCUGAGCAGAAUUGAUGACUAUCAAAAAAAGGUGAUGCAGAUCUGCACAGGGAAGCAGAAGUCGCUACAGCAGAAACAGAAUCAGUGCCUGAGGAAAAUGACGUACUUAUUCAGCCAGCUUCAAGAGAUAUAUAAAUUGAAUCUAAAUCAACCUAUCCCUUUGAUCAUCAAAAAGAAGCAAAUAUCUGCCUCUACCAAAUUUGUUCAACAGCCAAUCCUAAAAGAAGAGGACAAAAAGUAUGACAUAUUCAAUAAGUUCAGACAAGAAGACCAAAUGGAAGCCAUCUGGAAUGCUGAUCUAUUCACUUCAAGUUACCCAAUAACAGAGAAGACAUCAAUGUAAUCACUCUGGGCCCAGCUGGGUGGGUACCCAGAUAUUCCUAUGCUGCUCCAGUUAGAUGUUCACUCUACGUUCAGAAGAUCUCUUACAUGCAUUCAACCAAAAACAAAGGGCGAGACACGGGCCCUGGAAAAAGCAGCCACGCCCCUCACCACGCCGACGCCGCACCGCAGAGCAACGCGAGCAGCCGUGAGGAGGAGCACGCAGCCGGUGGCGCGCACGCUCUCCCCGAGGCCACGCAGGAGACGGUCUGACGUGCGCGCCCCCGCGUCGGUGGGCGGGGUCUUGGGCGGGGCUCUGAGCCGGACCGGGGCGGGGCCGCAGGGAGCUGUAGGUGUUGCAGCUGGGUCGCGACAGGUGCGCAAGGCAAAGCGCCAGGGACCCGUACCAGGGCUGGUAGCAGCGCAGAGAAAAGACCGCUGUUAG
Molecule: messenger RNA, 5877 nt
Organism: Globicephala melas (long-finned pilot whale)
Lineage: Eukaryota; Metazoa; Chordata; Mammalia; Artiodactyla; Delphinidae
Source: RefSeq, a predicted model, not a curated record